UCACACCCAUUCACAGUCGAACAACAUAACAAGAGGGGCCAUUUUGCGCACUAAAGCCGCAGUGUGUAGCGGUCAACAGUGACACAAACACAGCGAGGAAGGAAGGAAGGAAGGAAGAGAGGGGGCGGGUCAGCUCCACUAAUGCGGGCUGACGUGAGCGUAAAACUGGGGUCCGUCGUGGUAGCGACGACGCCUCCUCCUCCUCCCCGGGCGUAGUACCUUGUCGCCGGGUAGAGGAGGGUGAAGGAGCGGGGCGGGGCGGGGGCUUAGGACACUUUAACCGCAUUGCUUUCCGAGCUCACCCGGGCGACCCCUCCACCCACCUCGCGUGUGAACGCUGCCCCGCCUCGGUGAAGCAAAGCCGGGCAGGUGGACGCCGUGUCGGCGGGUACUUUCUGGAAGAGGCUGCCGUGCUAGCCAGGAUGAGGCUGCUAUGCUAAGGAAGGUGUGUUGACCAGUUGUAAAUCUCUGAGAAGUGCUCUUCACUAUGAAUACAGAUAGCGGAGGAUGCGCUCGCAAAAGCGUGGCCUUGUCGCUCACGCUCUCGCCCAUGAAGAGGGUCCAGAGCUCACCAAAUCUAGCCCCAGGGUGUGAUCCUCACUCAUCCGACUUCAACUCUUGGCGGUCACGCAGUGCGACAGAUGGCCUUGAGAACGGAGACGCCAUCAGCUCGUCUCUCGCUGCUAAAGGCUUCCGUAGCGUCAGACCCAACCUGCAGGACAAAAAGGGGCCUUUCUCCCCUGACUCCGCAGCACGCCACUACCCCUUCCUCAGCCACAGCUCAGAAUCCCUCGAGUACCUGUCAGGCCUAAUGUCCAAGGCCCUGUCGCCCAGCCCGUACAUUGCCAGCGGAGCCGACGCCGCCUCGGCCUCCGUCAGCGGCUGCGCGUCCCCCGUGACGGUGUCGGCUCUCAGCCACUACUCCUCCUCCACGGCGGGCCUGCUGGACGAGCUGCAGAUUUUAAGCCUGGACUCGCCCGGCGAUUCGCCCACGCCGUCGCCCACCCUCAGCCAUGUCUCCGCUGCUGUUGCUGCCGCUGGCCUCGAUGAUGCGCUAACAGCCGCCGCAACAGCCACUGUCACUAACGGCCAGGUGCUGUCCCACGCCAUGAACGGAGGCACCGGUCACGCCCAGAGACCCCUCUCCCCGCCGUCUUACCCGCCUCCGCCCGCCUCACUCCGCACGGGCCCCCUGAGACCGAGUCGAAGCUCAGAAGGCAGCGAGUCGUUCACCCGAGAGUCGAUGGUGCCGGGCCUCACCAGCGUCAGCCACACCGUGCCCCUCGCCCGCUUCUCGGAGGAAGAGAAGAAAGUGUCCGUCAUCAAAGCCACCCAUUAUGAAGGCAUCGGACCCGUGGAUGAGUCCGGCAUCCCUAUCGCCAUCCGCACGACGGUGGAUAGACCCAAGGACUGGUACAAGACCAUGUUCAAGCAGAUCCACAAGGUGCACAAAGCAGAUGAUGACUAUUCUGACACCUACAGUGCAACAUACGCCGUCAUCAAUAAUGAUGACUACAGCGUGCCCCCCAGCGCCACCACGUCCCACCCGGCUCCACGGACUCACACGUACAGACCUCUCUCCAAGAGCCUCUCGGACAACGGCGGCCACCUCUCCGCCCGGGAUCCUUCACCGUCCCCCGUACCUCCGCCGCCGCCGCCGCCUAUGCCCUCGCUGCUCCAGCUGAGGGCCCGAGACAGUGACAGAGACACGCCAGACAUGAAUGAAUGGGGUCCACCUGACAGGAGAGUGGACACGCGGAAGUAUCGAGCCGAGCCUCGCAGUAUUUUUGAAUACGAGCCCGGGAAGUCCUCAAUUUUAGAGCAAGACAGGCCUACCUAUGAUGACAUAGAUUUAGAGAACGAGCCUUGGUAUAAGUUCUUUUCCGAGCUGGAGUUUGGCCGUCCGCCUCCUAAAAAACGACUGGAUUAUAAUCCAGACAUCUCGGCACGCCAGCGCAUUGAGGCGUCGCUGAUCCUCGCCCCCGCCGACAAGCCCCCCGAGAUACCUGCGAGUGCUGCCAGCGACUACAGGAAGAGAAGGAAGUCCGAGCCGACGAGCUCCCAAGCAAACACUCCGUCCUCCCAGAGCCGAGUCGUGACGUCGCCCAAAACGCCAGACACCAACAGACCCAGCAGCUCCCUGAAGAAACCUGUCAUUCGUUCUUCGCCAUCCUCACCCUCCAGAGCCAAAGGUGGGGCCGCAUGCGUCAUGUAUUCAAACACUGUGACCUCUCCGGGUCCUUGCCAGAACUCCUCUCUGCCCCCCCUCCUCCCCUCUGAUCCCGCGGGCCCGGAAGGCAGCCCCUCCUCCGGACAGUAUAUAUCUUGGCAAUCGAGGCACCGGGAUGCGGAGGAGGCGCUGCCUCCCGCUGGCAAGCUCAGGUCUCGCAGCUGCGACGACCUGCUGAACGACGACGGGCCGAGCAGACGCCGCGCCUGCCGCUCGGAAAGUGCCGGGUCGUUGCUGUGCGAUGGUAACAACUCUGAUUCGAACGGGUCCGCCUCUGUCGGCUCGGCGCCUCGACUCCACAGGCGCCUCCCUCGCGACUCUCCGGACUUUUUGAAGCUUUACCGCAAGAUGCAUCACAUCGACAGAGCCCACCUGAUCCCCUCUGAGGUCAUCCGCUCGGUGCGUGCACGAAUCCUGGAGCUAGAGCAGCAGCCUCACCUGCAUAUGCACCGCCUCUCUCCUUGGUCGCCCUCCGGCGGCAAAGAGGUGCCCCACGAUACGGUGCCGAACCGCAUUUCCGAAUACGAGCGCCUUAUCCAGAAGUCCAAAUCGAUGCCCAACUUGGGGGAAAGCGAGAUACCGUCAGGCGCUACGACGCCAGGUGGUUCGUCGUCUCGAGCUAGCAGCGGUGGCGGCGGCACCCCAAAUUUCCCAAAGCGGCGUUUCUCCAUAGAGUCCCUGCUGGAGGAAGACGACAACGGCAACAAACCGGUACCUCACGCCGUGGAUCACUCACAAAAGCCUCGGAUCCCCCCCGAGGGACAACCUCGUGUUGGCCCGGAGCCCAACCGUCUGCGCUCUUAUCUGGCUCCUCCUGUCCCUCGAGCCCCGCAAGCCAAUCCCGACUACUCUGACAGCGAGCAGGACGCCAUCGCCUCAGACCUCAGUGACUUCAUUCAGGUGGAGGGGUCCUCGUUUUGCAGCGAGAGUGACUUUGACCACUGCUCACUCACCUCUUCUGAGAGCCUGUAUGGCUCCAACACGCACCACCGCCGACACCACCAUCACCACCAGAGUGUUGGCCAGAACCAGGGCUACCAACAUCGACACCUCAUCAGCUCCUGCAAAGGCCGCUGCCCCGCCUCCUACACCCGCUUCACCACCAUGCUCCGCCACGAGAGAGCACGCCAGGACUGCCAGAGACCUUUGCCGCAGAGUCGCGGCAGCCGCUCCCAAGUCCAAACUCAAUCCCAGCGGUCGAUGUCCAAACUGGCCUUCUUGGUCAGCCCAGUGCCUUUCCACAAGAAAAAGGGCUCGCCGCCAAGCUGCAGGAGAAGCAACAGCAGCGGUGGCGGCGGAGGUCGGGGUAGCAGACCCAAGUCCAAACAGGCCAUCUACGAAGCGCUAGACGCCGCCCUGAGAGACAUCUACGAGCACAUCCAGGCCGAGAGAGGCCACAGAGGCUCCAGGCCGCCCGACGACAGCAUCCUGAGGAGAAUACUUUCCGAACUGCUGCCGAGCGUACCGGAACGGAGCUCCUCGUUGCCGGGAAGGAGGGGUUGUUGGCACGAGGGCCGCUCACCUGCGACUGCGUACGCAGACGAGAGCCUGACGGGGUACGCUUCGUACAGGGGCGACCCGCCCACGCCGCAGUUGCAGUCGCCACGGAUGCAGUCGCCAGUCAGUGCCUGUUACGCACGCCACCUGGACGCCACCAACUGUAACGAUUACGGGGAGGAGCACGGCAAUGGGAAUGGUCUCUGUUACUCAGACCAGGAUGUCCCCAGGGGUUAUUCUGCCAUGGAUGGACGACACACGCCCCAGAGUAGAAGAGCAACUCCGGAUAGAGAGGUUUCCCACAAACAGAUGACCCAACUCAUUCUGUUCUCUCUCCUCCAUCAGAAGCAGCCCGCCAGAGCCAUUUACGAUUUUAAGGCCCAGACGGCUAAGGAGCUGACGUUCAAAAAGGGCGACGCCGUGAACAUCAUCAGGCAGAUCGACAACAACUGGUAUGAAGGCGAGCACCGGGGCCGCGUGGGGAUCCUCCCCAUAUCUUACGUGGAGAGGAUGGCGUCCUCGGAGAAGCAGCAGCAGCCCAGCCGCCCUCCUCCGCCCGCGCACGUCAGAGAGAUCGGCGAGGCGGUGGCUCGCUACAACUUCAACGCAGACACCAACGUGGAGCUGUCUCUCCGCAAGGGCGAAAGGAUCAUCGUGCUCAGGCAGGUGGACCAGAACUGGUACGAGGGCAAGAUCCCGGACACAAGCAAACAGGGCAUCUUCCCCGUGGCCUACGUCGACCUCCUCAAGCGCUCGCCCUCUAAGAGCCCCGCCCACCACCUGGACCGCCACGGUUACAGCCGGACGCCGAGCUCCACCCCCGUCAAGCCUUUCUACCACCCACCACCUCCAUCCCCCGCCCGUGACCUGUCCUCCCCCCACAUGCCGCCGAGAAAGCAGGACCUGCAGGCGGUCACCCACGAGUGGCUCUCUCUCACGGUGGACGCCACCCCGCCUCCCUCCCUAUCAGCCACCCCCGUACCGCCCACGCCUCCCCCGCUUCCCGCCGACCUCGCUCCUUUCCCGAGGGAGCCGUACAUACCCUAUUCCAAAGAAGACAUUUCACGCCUCCCUUUGUCCCCGCCUCCCCGUUCCUCCGUCACCUCCCCGCUCCCCGAUUCUGCGCUCGGAAACAGCCGAGGGCUUAGCGUAAGCGAGCGGUCGCAGCAGAGGGAGUUCUUUAGAACGCCGGUCGAGCUGCGUGUGGAAGACCCCUAUGACGAGCUGCUGUCCAUGGUCCUGGAUGUCGCCGACCGCACGGACCACCAAGGCGCUUCCAGGCUGGCGCCGGAAUAUCCCACCCCCUUAGCGACCAGUAAGGGCGGGGUUCACGUUAAAGCAGACCAAGCGACACCGGCCGGCCAAUCAGCAGGCAGGGUCCUGUACCAUAAACCCGUGACAGUGCAAGUCCCCUAUGAUGAGUGUCAAAGGCCUCCGUCAGGCAAAGGGAAGGCGCUUAUUGAGUUAUUCAUUGAGGAGGAAGAUGAGGCUAGAGAGGAAGAGGAGGAUGUGUUUACAGGGAGACUCGGUGCACAGGCUGAUGUCGGCCCCCUCCCUCGGUCACCUUCACCCUCCACCGGCCCCUCCUCGCCGCUCUCACCGCGGCCCUUGACCCCCGCUUCCCCCACAUCGUCUCCUCCUGCCUCGCCGCUCGGUCCCGGCGCGGCCCCCUCCCCUCCCGCGGCCGCCUCCCCCCGUCCCCCGCCUCUCCCCGUCUUCUCCACGUCGCCGCCACGCCCCCCGUCCGCUUCGCCCUCGCCCCCUGUCACGCCGCCGCCCCUCUCGCCUCCGUCAGAGCGCUCUGGCGAGGCCCCGCCGUGGUCAGACGACGUUCGCCCCCAGCCCGCCACUUCACCCUCCACCCCCUCCCCCGCGUCCCUCACCUCCCGCCGCUCGCCCCCUGCAGUGCCCCUCCCGGGCCGCAGAUCGCCCAAGGUGAAGGAGCCAGUUGUGGGCGGUAAGCCGCCGCGUAGCCCCAUCUUGUCACGGAGGCCCGUUAGAGGUCGAAGGAGGUUAGUCCAGGAUGCUCUUCAUGGCGGAGGAGACCCCUUCCAGGUGGUGUACAACUACGUGCCUCGCAACGAGGACGAGCUGGAGCUGAGGGAGGGCGACAUCGUGGACGUGAUGGAGAAGUGUGACGACGGCUGGUUUGUCGGGACGUCCCGGAGAAGCAAGCUGUUUGGAACCUUCCCGGGAAACUACGUCAAGCAUCUACCGUGAACGAUUCCCUCGCCUCCCUCGCUAUCGACGCCUUUUUACCCAGCAUCCCACUCAGCACAGCAGGAGAGGUCACCUGUCGACACCUGCCGCACACGUGUGUGUGCGUGUGUGUGUGUGUGUGUGUGUGUGUGUGAGAAUGUGUGUGUGUUCAGCCCUCACUAGCCAUCUUUAACAGACCUCGCGAGGUAAAUACAAUUAACUUUUUUUUAUAUAUCUAUAUCUUUAUAGGCUUAUUUUUCUAUCACGCAAAAAUACGCUUUUGCCGCAAAGUAAUGGGUAAUCACCUUUCAUUUCUGUUUUUUUUUUUUGUUUUUGUUUUUUGCGUGUUAGACUUUUGUUUCUCACCCCCAAAGACAUUCAGGCCGACGAGUUGUUCCAGGAUAAUGCGUAAAAAAAUGUUAAUGUAAUUACAGUAAGACCCCACCAUUCGCUGAUGUAAACAAUAUAGCGGACACAUGCUAAAAUAAAAAAAAAUGUAAUAAAAACGCCUAUUUUUUAGGGAUGUGAAGCUUUGAGGACCUAACGAUUCAGUCAGAUUCCGAUUUCUGGACUGACAAUUCGAUUCAGAUUCGAUUCUCAAUUCAAUUGUAUUAAUUGGUGUAAUAAUUCGGAUGAAAUUUUUUCAAAACAGGUUGCAUGUUAGAAAAGCUCCUUCUGGUUGCAUGGAGGUGGACUAAAAAAAAGGUAUUUUUAAAAAUGUAUUCUUAUGAAAAAAACUGUAUAUUUGUUUUAAAUGUAUUUGUUUAUCGUUUUUUGAAAAUUAGAUGUUGAUUAAGAAUCGGGAUCCAUCAGAAUGGCAACUCGGAUGUCGAUUGAUAUUUUUUUACACCCCUAGUAACUAACAGGGUGUGAACAAUAUAAUGGACACACGCUUAAACAUAAAAAAAAUGUAAUAAAAACGCCUAUUUUUUUAGGGAUGUGAAGCUUUGGGCACCUAAUGAUUCAGUCAGGUUCCAAUUCCUGGACUGACAAUUUCGAUUCAGAAUCGAUUCUCGAUUCAAUUUUAUUAUUUAGUGUAAUAAUGCGGAUGAAAAUUUUUCAAAACAGGUUACAUGUUAGAAAAGCUCCUUCUGGUUGCAUGGAGGUGGACUAAAAAAAAGGUAUUUUUAAACAUGUAUUCUUAUGAAAAAAACUGUAUAUUUGUUUUAAAUAUAUUUGUUUAUCGUUUUUUGAAAAUUAGAUAUUGAUUAAGAAUCGGAAUCCAUCAGAACCGCAACUCGGAUGUCGAUUGAUAUUUUUUUACACCCCUAGUAACUAAUAGGGUGUGAACAAUAUAAUGGACACACGCUUAAACAUAAAAAAAAAUGUAAUAAAAACGGCUAUUUUUAAGGGAUGUGAAGCUUUGGGCACCUAAUGAUUCAGUCAGGUUCCAAUUCCUGGACUGACAAUUCGAUUCAGAUUCGAUUCUCAAUUCAAUUGUAUUAUUUGGUGUAAUAAUUCGGAUGAAAUUUUUUCAAAACAGGUUGCCUGUUAGAAAAGCUCCUUCUGGUUGCAUGGAGGUGGACUAAAAAAAAGGUAUUUUUAAAAAUGUAUUCUUAUGAAAAAAACUGUAUAUUUGUUUAUCGUUUUUUGAAAAUUAGAUAUUGAUUAAGAAUCGGGAUCAUCAGAAUCGCAACUCGGAUGUCGAUUGAUAUUUUUUUACACCCCUAGUAACUAACAGGGUGUGAACAAUAUAAUGGACACACGCUUAAACAUAAAAAAUAAAAAUAAAAUGCCUAUUUUUUUAGGGAUGUGAAGCUUUGAGCACCUAAUGAUUCAGUCAGGUUCCAAUUCCUGGACUGACAAUUUCGAUUCAGAAUCGAUUCUCGAUUCAAUUUUAUUAUUUAGUGUAAUAAUUCGGAUGAAAAUUUUUCAAAACAGGUUACAUGUUAGAAAAGCUCCUUCUGGUUGCAUGGAGGUGGACUAAAAAAAAGGUAUUUUUAAAAAAUGUAUUCUUAUAAAAAAAAAAAAAAACUGUAUAUUUAUUUUAAAUAUUUUUUGUAUAAUUUUUUGAAAAUUAGGUAUCGAUUAAGAAUCGGGAUCUAUCAGAAUCGCAACUCGGAUGUCGAUUGAUAUUUUUGUGCACCCUUAGUAACUAACAGGGUGUGAAUCUUUGGCCACUUAACCAUUCGAUCCAAUUCCAGGAGUGACGAUUCGAUUCAGAAUAGCUUCUCUUUUCAAACUGAUUCCCGCAACGUAUUAUUUGGUAUUAGAAUCAAGAUUCGACUCUCAAAACAGGUUACAGGUUAGAACAGCUCUUUCUGGUUGAAUGGAGAUGGUCUGAAAACUUAUUUUUUUCUAAAUUGAUUCUUAUGAAUUAAAGUUUGUUUUUAUUGAUUUUUUGGGAAUCUAUUAAUCGAUUUAGAAUUGGGAUGAAUAGAUUUGCAGUUCAGAUGUGAUUUUUUUUUUUUUUUGUGCACCGCUAUUGUUUUUAGUAAAGCCUAUAACGGUGGUUCUCACCUCAGAACACACGUGGCCCUCCAAGUACCACCAUAAUGACCAACAUUAAAAUACAGUAGCAUAGUAGGCCUAAGUAUCAAGGGUAUCAUAGAAAAAAAAACAAUUUAAAAUUAAUCAGGAUUUUUAUUUGUAACUAUUCUUAAUCGAUUGAAAAAAUCUAAAAUCGAAACAAAACCUUUUUUUAUUAUGUAAUAUAAUACGAUUCAAGAGCUGUUAUGAGGUAUUUAGGUUAAUCACAGAAAUGGCGCCCAUUGUUAUUAAAAAGUAUUGAUUUUUGAAUCGAGAGUCUGUUCUGAAUCGUUACCCCCAAGAAUUGAAUGGAAUCGUGUGGUGCCCAAAGAUUCACAGCUCUACUAAGUAUUCAUUAAAACCAAGGCGCAGGUUUUAUUUAACAAGUUUAUUCAAUAUUUGUGGCCACCGUAACAUUACAUACAGUUUGAACAAUCACACUGUGUCUGAAUGUAGUCAUAUAAUACAACACUGUACUUUAAUCAGGUCAUUCUUUGGCGUACCACAGUUUGAGAAUCACUGGAUUAGAAAAGCUUCUGGUUUUAUGCCAAUGGCCUAAAAAUGUUGUUUUAAAAAUGUAUUCUUAUGAAUUCAAAAAAUAAUUUUUUAAUCCUUUUUUAAAACUAUGAAUUGAUUUAGAGUCUGGGUGAAUAGGGACUUGCAUUUUGGAUGUGGGUCAAUUUAUUUUUGUGCACCGGCACUAUUUUUGGUCAGGCCUAUAAUAUGCCUCUUGCUUAUGAAAAGAUCUGUUUAAAAUAUUACUAUAUAUAUAUAUACAUACAUAUAUACAUACAUACAUAUAGACACACACACACACAUACGGACAUGUAUGUAUGUAUAUAUACAUACAUACAUACAUGUAUGUAUGUAUGUAUUUGUGUGUGUAUUUGUAUGUAUAUAUACAUAUAUAUGUAUAUAUAUAUGAAAACAUCUGUUUAAAAUAUUACUCUAUAUACUGUACAUACAUACAUACAUACAUACAUACAUGUAUGUAUGUAUUUGUGUGUAUAUAUGUAUGUAUAUAUACAUAUAUAUGUAUAUAUAUAUAUAUGAAAACAUCUGUUUAAAAUAUUACUCUAUAUACUGUACAUACAUACAUACAUGUAUGUAUGUGUGUGUAUAUAUUCAUGUAUGUGUAUAUAUAUAUAUAUAUGUAUAUGUAUAUAUAUUCAUAUCAUUUAUACUAUAUGUAUAUAUAUAGAUAUAUAUAUACAUACAUAUAUAUGUAUAUAUAAUUUAUGUAGUAUAAAUAUUACAGUAUUGUACUUGCAAAACAACUUUUAAUUGAAUAGACGUAAUAAUAAAUAAAUAAAUUGGGGCCCUAACCAUCAUUUUAUUUUGAUUACAAGAUUAUUAUUCAUGUGAAAGGAUUUUAUACCGUAUUCAUCAAACUUUAAUUUGAGGCAUGUUUUGUAUUUAAACUAAUUAAUGUGAAAUGUUUUCAUUUUUUUUAUUUUUUGAGGAAAAUAAGACAUUUCACAUGAAUUUUUGCAUAUUUCCCAGUCGUUUUUUUUAUUUUUUUUAAACGAGUGCACUCCACCCAGAGAUAAAGAGGUCGACUGGUAAAAUUAGACAUGAUAUUCUUGUUAUUGACGGAGCAGGAAGGGGCUGGGAAUACGAUAGGAAGCGCCUUUAAUUGAAAUCAAAAGUAUUAGGAGGGGCCGCCCCUGCACAGCAGAUAGCGCCAUCUUUUAUUUAGCUCGCUGGAAAUCGGCCAAUGGGCGGGGACCUGCUGUAUUAAAAAAAAAAAAAAAGAGCGCCAAUGUCAUCAAUUUUGCUGUGGCGCUAGGAUUUGUUAUGCACUUUAACAACUUUGUGUUUGGCUCGGUUGUAGAGCGUGCGUGUUGUUUGGGGGGCAGGACUUGCCAGCUGGGGGUUUUAUUUAUCAAAGCGUGAGGUGUAGAAGAAGAUUGUAGCGCCAUUUUGUUUGUUUUUUACGAGGGCCGGCCAGGCCAGGCCAGGGCCGCCUGCGAAGGAUUGUUUGUCAUCGAUGGAUUAACGCGUGCUUAGUUUUAUUUAUGCCAUCCUUACGUUUGCAAGGUUGUCCACCAGGAGGCGACAUUUAUGACUUCAUAUUACAUAUAUAUAUUGAAAAAAAUACAUAGGAUUUUAUUUUUCACACUCGUUUAAGCACCUUAAGAUAUAUUUUUAAUCAUGAACUUCACGUCACGUUUUUGUCAUUCGGCGUGUGUGCGUGUGUGUGUUUUUUAAGCCUUUUGUAUGUACUUGUCCAGCAUCCACAUGCUUUAUAAAAACCAGCGUUUUCUCACUCCACUCACUUUGGCUUUCCUCUUUAUUUCUACUCCACCUUCUAUCCUUUUUUUUUUUUUUAUAUUCAUCAACAGCGCCAUCUGGUGUGUCUUUUUCUUCCUCUCUUUGUAAAAAUGAUAGUGGUUGGCGGCCGCCUUAAACCUCCACCUGCUGGCUGGGCAGCCAUGUUAACGUGAUGACCGUGUAGUGUUUGUACUACCAAAUGUACACCUCUCGGGUUUUUUUUUUCCUGCUGUUGGCUACACGACUAGCAAGUAUUUCUACGUUGGGCUGUAUUGCUAAUAAACCGUUAGAUUUA
Messenger RNA from Nerophis ophidion (straightnose pipefish), 10964 nucleotides. RefSeq names its product sorbin and SH3 domain-containing protein 2-like. Gene Ontology annotation, cellular component: plasma membrane. Gene Ontology annotation, molecular function: protein binding. NCBI's taxonomy places the organism in Eukaryota, Metazoa, Chordata, Actinopteri, Syngnathiformes, Syngnathidae. The record is from RefSeq and is a predicted model, not a curated record.